Leopardus geoffroyi (Geoffroy's cat) is the source of this 2752-nucleotide messenger RNA. It is a transcript of the gene ACTBL2, whose product is annotated as actin beta like 2. The transcript has a single exon. The record is from RefSeq and is a predicted model, not a curated record. Gene Ontology annotation, cellular component: NuA4 histone acetyltransferase complex; cytoplasm; glutamatergic synapse. The coding region runs from base 95 to 1225 and encodes 376 amino acids. NCBI's taxonomy places the organism in Eukaryota, Metazoa, Chordata, Mammalia, Carnivora, Felidae. Gene Ontology annotation, biological process: cell motility; axonogenesis. Gene Ontology annotation, molecular function: protein kinase binding; nucleosomal DNA binding.
UCGGCCUGUUCAUCCUCUCCCUUGCACACCAUAAUCUGCUAUCUACUCUAUAUUUAACUUCGGCUCACUUCUCUGGAAGAUUCCAGCCAGCACCAUGACUGAUGAUGAGCUGUCUGCCUUGGUGGUAGAUAAUGGGUCAGGGAUGUGCAAGGCAGGUUUUGGUGGUGACGAUGCCCCCCGGGCUGUCUUCCCCUCCAUGGUAGGGCGCCCCCGGCACCAGGGGGUCAUGGUAGGCAUGGGUCAGAAGGACUGUUAUGUGGGGGAUGAGGCUCAGAGCAAGAGAGGCAUCCUGACCCUGAAGUAUCCCAUUGAGCAUGGAGUAGUCACCAACUGGGACGAUAUGGAGAAGAUCUGGCACCACACUUUCUACAACGAGCUCCGUGUGGCACCGGAUGAGCAUCCUAUCCUCCUCACCGAGGCACCCCUCAACCCCAAGAUCAACCGGGAAAAGAUGACUCAGAUCAUGUUUGAGGCCUUCAAUACACCAGCCAUGUAUGUAGCUAUCCAGGCUGUGCUGUCUCUCUAUGCCUCGGGGAGAACCACAGGCAUCGUGAUGGAUUCUGGUGAUGGAGUUACUCACACCGUGCCCAUCUAUGAAGGUUAUGCCCUACCUCAUGCCAUUCUACGUCUAGAUCUGGCUGGCAGAGACCUGACUGACUACCUCAUGAAGAUUCUGACAGAACGAGGCUACAACUUCACCACCACAGCCGAGCGGGAGAUUGUCCGUGAUGUCAAAGAGAAACUGUGCUAUGUGGCCCUGGACUUUGAGCAAGAGAUGGUCAGUGCUUCUGCAUCCUCCUCACUGGAAAGAAGCUAUGAGCUUCCUGAUGGGCAAGUGAUCACCAUUGGGAACGAACGUUUUCGGUGCCCUGAAUCCAUUUUCCAGCCUUCCUUUUUGGGCAUUGAGUCCAGUGGGAUCCAUGAGACAACCUUCAAUUCUAUCAUGAAGUGUGAUGUGGAUAUUCGCAAGGAUCUAUAUGCCAACACUGUCUUGUCUGGAGGCAGCACAAUGUACCCUGGCAUUGCUGACCGAAUGCAGAAGGAAAUCGUAACCCUGGCACCUAGCACAAUGAAAAUCAAGAUCAUAGCUCCCCCAGAGAGGAAGUAUUCCGUUUGGAUUGGGGGUUCCAUUCUGGCCAGCCUGUCUACAUUCCAGCAAAUGUGGAUCAGUAAGCAGGAAUAUGAUGAGGCUGGUCCUCCCAUAGUUCAUAGAAAAUGUUUCUGAAUGGUCUUCCAUGCUAGUAGGUUUACAUUUUUCCCUUCUCUGGGUCACAGUGAUGGUACUGCUUUUAUCCACUUUCCUUUGAGUAAAGGUAAACACUCUGCUCUUGCUAGUGUAGAGCCAGCAAACUCAUCUCCAUCAAAGUAUUGUGGGCUCCUGCCCAGCUAACCACAUCUUGGCCUUUAUGAACUAAAGGAGAAUUCUAAUACUGUGUUCUAUUCUCUUUACCUAUAGGGUUCGAAGAAAUAUUGACAUGCUUAGGUGAAAAUGAGCGAAAGGAGUAAAAUUAUGAGAAAUUUCCUUUCAGAAUGGAUAACUAGCAUUACCAAGCCUUAGAAACUAGUUUAUGCUUUAAAUAUUCAACAACAGGCUGGCCAUGUAAUGCUAUAAAAAUGUGCAUGUUAGCAAACAUGUCUUAUUAGUAUUUUUGUUUUGCUUUUCUACUUUGUAUAGAGAUAAUGAAUUAUAUGGAUCAAUAUUGUCCAUAUGUACAUAAGCACCAGGGAAAUAUUAUAUCUUAAAAGACACUAAAUCUGGCUGUCUAAAUGGGAAUUUCUUAACUCCCCAAUAGCCACUGUUCUAGUAGCUACAUAUUUUGUUUCCCUUAUUAAAUAAGCAUAAUGAAACAACCAAUAUUCCAUUAAUGUUGUUUAUAAAUCAACUAAACUUUCAGCUCAGAGUGGAGUUCUGCUUGUUAAAUACAUAUUUUAAUGUCUAACUUAUUGAAUUUCAUUCUACUUGCCUAACUUUUAAAAUAGAAAUAUAGUAUCAAAUUAAUGUCAUCCUGCUAUGGUUUGACAAAGAUAAUGUUAUUUUUAUUUCUUAGCAUAAUAACAUAUCUUGAAUAAUUUCCAUAGGCCAUAAUUUUGGAUAUUUCUCUAAUCAAGGAUUUUACUGUCAGGAAACCAUAGCUGCAGCUUCUUAGUAAAUUAUAAAUUCUAGUACAAACAGAGUAAUUCCAAUUUUAUUCUAGGAAAUAAUUAGAAUAAUUCUGCUUUAUUAUGUCCAGUAACUAGCAAUACUUCUUCAUUCUUAGACUGUCUCUAAGAUACUAACAUCUUAGAAAAUACUGUAUCUUCCUACAAUUUCUGAAAAUUUUUAAUGAACCCAGUGAUGAUUGUCAAUCAAUUUAAGGACUAGCAUAUUUAUUUCAAUCAAGUCUGUGAUGUCUGAUUAUCUGAAUAUCAGAGUUAUUUGUAUCUCUCAGGGGUUUUUUUCUGAAAAAAAAAUAUUUUUGGGCAAUGCUUACUAAGGCAUCAUCACAUUCUCAGGGAAGAUUAAUAUCUUCUUUUUUCCUUUUAGUUGAGAAGCUUAUACUUGUGUUUUAAAAGUCUACUCUGGAGUCUUUAAGCAUUUUUUUCUUGAGACAAAACUUUUCAAAGAAUUUGCUUGUUCCUUAUUUUCUUUAUCUGACAACUUAAUUUUUAAAAAUGCAUUUAACCAAAAUUAAUCUUCAAAGGCACCUUAUUAAAAAACUUGGAGUGUCCUUUCUCUUUUAAUUAAUUUUAAAUAAAUUAAAAUGGCUUAAUA